ACCACAUACACGCAUGUUUCAAAUCGAGUAACGUAUUGAGUGCUAUCUUAAAAAUCAUCAACAAAUAUGACUGAAAUUAAACUAACUGUUCAAGCUCCCACAUUAGUAAAUCGAGACUUUGUCAAGCCCACGCUGUGUGGUCCAGGCCCCUGUGACGUUUGGCCCUCAGUUAAUGAGGCUCUUACCAAACCAGUUAUUUCGCCAAUUUGCGAUGAACAUUUCUACGUACUAGAUGACAUUCGCGCCGGGUUGAAGUAUGUUUUUCAGACAAACUGCGACACAGUUCUCGCCCUCAGUGGCUCUGGUCACGGUGGUAUGGAGACUGUUAUAAAUAAUUUAGUCGGACCCGGUGAAACUUUGCUGGUAGCCAAGGGGGGCUUUUGGUGUGAGCGUGCUCUUGAAAUGGCUAAGAGAUACGGAAUCAACACUAUAACAACGACUGUUCCGAUGAACGAGACGUUUAGUUUGCAACAGCUAGAAAAUGAGCUAAGAAAACACCGUCCAACCGCUUUGUUUAUAGUCCACGGCGAUUCAUCUACUGGAACAGUACAAAACCUGAAAGGUGUGGGCGAAUUAUGUCAAAGAUAUGGCACCCUUUUGCUGGUCGAUACGGUAGUGUCGCUGGUUGGUGUACCAUUCUUUAUGGACGAUUGGAAAAUAGACGCGGUUUAUACUUCAACCCAAAAAGCUUUCAGCGGCCCAGCUGGCAUCAGUCCUGUAGCUUUCAGUGAUCGUGCUCUGAACAAAAUCAACAACAGAACUCAUCAACCUCCUUUCUAUUUUGACGUCAAACUAUUGAGCCAACAAUGGAAUUGUUACGGUAGUACAAGAGUAUAUCAUCACACUCUAAGUUCUCCGCUAUUGUGGGCGCUACGGCAAUGUCUGCAGGAAGUCAUCAAAGAGACUUUACCCAGAUCUUGGGCCCGACAUGCUGCAACCACUAAACACUUCCUCAAAAGAGUAGAACAGCUCUCCUUAAAGACCUUUGUACCGAAACCGGAGGAUCGCUUAAUGACCGUCACAACGGUAGUCUUGCCCAAAGGAUAUGAUUAUUUACAAUUCUCUAAAUAUAUGAGAGAGAAAUACAAUAUCUUAAUAUUUCCCGGCAUCGGUCAAACUGUAGGUAAAACCCUACGUAUUGGACUUAUGGGUGUCAACUCUACAAUACAAGUCGCCGAUGCUGUUGCAGACGCUGUGGCAGGUACACUGAUCGCUUUGAAGAAAUCCUCCUUAUAA
Bombyx mandarina (wild silkworm) is the source of this 1236-nucleotide messenger RNA. It is a transcript of the gene Agxt, whose product is annotated as Alanine-glyoxylate aminotransferase. Gene Ontology annotation, cellular component: peroxisome. Gene Ontology annotation, molecular function: L-serine:pyruvate transaminase activity; L-alanine:glyoxylate transaminase activity. Lineage: Eukaryota; Metazoa; Arthropoda; Insecta; Lepidoptera; Bombycidae. The record is from RefSeq and is a predicted model, not a curated record.